AUGACAGAUAAUCGCAUCGAGUCUCUCCUUUCCAGCACGGGUGAGCCUAUGUUCGUGAAAUCCAGGCUUCCUAGCCUCCAGCGACUUGAGUUGCGUGGAAACCAGUUGCUUACUACUCAGGGUCUUGAGAAGAUGGAUCAUCUAGUUGAAUUAUAUCUAGCUGCCAAUAUGAUAAAACGGCUAGAUGGCAUUGAUCAAUUAUUUUGCCUGACUCGGCUACAUCUGCGCGACAAUCAAAUAACUAAUCUAGACGGCUUCUCACAAAAAAUGGUCCUAUUGGAAUACAUUAAUUUAAGGUUACAAGAUUAUUUUUAA
Protopolystoma xenopodis is the source of this 315-nucleotide messenger RNA. The record is from the annotation of a GenBank genome assembly. NCBI's taxonomy places the organism in Eukaryota, Metazoa, Platyhelminthes, Monogenea, Polystomatidea, Polystomatidae.